AGUCGGAAUAUCGCUGCCGAGCCAAGCUGCUAGAAGUGCCAACAACAAAGUCAAGUGUUCACUGUUCACGGCAUUUCAGGCUUCACAGAGAAGUUGCGAGAAGGUACAGCUGAUUCAGCUUGUAUGGUGUGAUAGCAUCACACAAACUACCAGGAGUUUGCAAGAAAGAUGGCAUACUACGGGUCUGACAUGGGUGGCGUUGGGUACCAGGAUCCCAGUGCCUUCUCUGACAAAAUGAUUCGCCAUGGUUUUAUCCGCAAGGUUUAUGGCAUUCUUCUCGUUCAACUGGCUAUUACAACUGCGCUCAUUGCGCUCUUCAUUUUUGAGCCUAAUGUUAAAGCCUUCUCACGGGCAAACCCUGGACUUUAUAUUGCAGCCAUGGUUGUGACGUUCGUGUUGAUGUUAGUACUAGCUUGCUGCGAGGGUGUUCGCCGAUCGUUCCCAGUUAACCUCAUUCUCCUGUUCAUCUUUACUCUUUGUGAAGGUUUUCUGCUUGGAACAGUGUCAAGCUAUUACAAAGCUGAUGAAGUAAUCAUUGCUGUCGGUAUAUGUGCGGUUGUAUGUCUGGCACUGACGCUCUUCGCUUUUCAAACCAAGUGGGACUUCACUGCUCUCUCCGGUAUACUCUUUGUCUGUGCCAUAGUCUUCAUGUGCUUCGGGUUUCUCAUGAUCUUCUUCCAUAAUGAUGUUGUCCGCCUUGUUUACGCCUGCAUUGGAGCUUUACUGUUCUCAGUGUAUCUAGUGUUUGACACACAGCUCAUGCUGGGCGGCAACCACAAGUAUAGCGUGUCUCCAGAGGAAUACAUUUUCGCCUCCCUGAGUCUCUACGUUGACAUUGUGAACCUCUUCCUCAUGAUUCUUCAGAUCGUCGGAUAUGCCAAUCGAGACUGAGGGUACAUUGUUUUGGACACACAGUUCAUGAUGGGUGGUGCACGCACCUUCGCGCUUUCACCCGAAGACUACGUGUUCGCUGCCAUCAACCUUUAUGUGGACAUUAUCAAUCUGCUGCUCUACAUCCUUCACAUAGUUCAUGCUGUGAGGAGGGGUUCUCUCUGAUGUGUUAAUGAGCUAAAUGUUACGUGCCCAUUCUUCCCAUCAUCACAAGCUCUCUCAUAGUUCUGUGAAUAACCUGUAACCUAGUCCCGAAUUUCACUGUGCUGAGUACCUCAAUAUCUCGUACGCACAUAGGUGCCCUAUUUACACCUCAUGUGAUCGUAAUGUGGGACAAGGCACAUAGAGUAGCUCCAAUUACUCUGCUGAGUGCAAUGACUGGAAGAUUAUAUUUAUAUUCUUAUUUCUUGGUAAUCAGUUUGUGUGUAAUAAAAACAUUGCACAGGUGCGUUAAUCAGGAAGCACCGUAUUGGCA
This is a messenger RNA of Ornithodoros turicata, 1366 nucleotides long. RefSeq names its product protein lifeguard 2-like (gene Lfg). The record is from RefSeq and is a predicted model, not a curated record. The coding region runs from base 169 to 891 and encodes 240 amino acids. The transcript has 12 exons. Lineage: Eukaryota; Metazoa; Arthropoda; Arachnida; Ixodida; Argasidae.